CAUUCUCCCGAGCGAUGGGAACACCACCGGCCGCAGAUUACCCCGUGAAAAUACAUUCAAGUAUCGCCUUGUUCUUCAAACACACUGCUAACACUAGCCACCCCUCCCCCCCCCUCCCCCCACCUCCCGGUGUCAUAACUCCGGGUGGUGCGAUCUGGAACACAUCAGCACAGCAGGCCUUCUCCCACGUUGCGGCACACAGGACCCUGCUCGAAAUCAAACGCCGCGCGAGACGGUGAACGAUGGCACGGGUCUCUACCACCACCGCUGGCAGGGUCGGUGUCGCUAGCACGGCACUGCUGUUCCUGCUGCUGCUGCUGACACAAUUGCCACAAGGCUCGCGUGCUCAGCCGGGAGGAGGCGGCGGCGGCGAUGGCGGCGGGGGGGGGGAUGUUCCCGGCGGAGACGGAGUUCCUGGAGGGGAUGAUGAUGGUUCUGAUGCAUCUGUGGAGUGUGCUUACAACGGGAGCGACGCCCACUACGACGAGUUCCUAGCUGGCGAAGGUUUGACGAUGGUGCGAUGGACAGGCACCAACACGGCAUGCCCGAAUCACGUCAACUGGCCCAUCAACCCCAACCCCGGACUGGUUGCGGCCAUCAACGAAUCGAUCCCGGCCUACCCCAUGCUUCUCGAGGACGGGGGGACGACGGACCUGAGCUCUGCCGCCGGGACGAUCGGGCUAAUGCGCAACGGGGUUUCUAUGUACAGCGCGUGGGCGGUUAACGCCGUCGAAGAGUACGAGGACACGGCCUUCUACCUGGAAGCCGACACGUUGGACCCCUGCGGGGGACACGCGACUCCCACGGGGUCCUACCACUACCACAGCACGGCGGGGUGCCUACAAGAACAAGCAGGGGCGGUCAUGGGGGAGCACUCUCCGCUGCUGGGCUGGUCAUACGACGGCUUUCCCAUCUACGGGCAGCUAGGGCCUGGUGGAGUGGAGAUGAAGAUGUGUGGAGCAGAUGGGGCGGACGCGACCGUCUGCCUCGACUUGUGCUCCGGGUACGAGGCUACUAUCGACGAGGACACCUUCACGUACCGAUACUACACGUCAUGUGGCUUCGACGAUUCCUUCUUCCCCUUCACCCUCAACUGCUACCGCGGCUGCUGCCCGACGGGCGUCACCUGCAGCGACAGGAUCGAGGCCUGCGGGGACGGGGCGCUGAUCGGCUACACGGAAGACCACGUGCCCGUGGCGAGCGAGUCUCUGGACGAGCCGUACGAUGCCCUCCUGAUCUCAGGAGACGAUCAAGACAUCAUCGGCUCCAACUUUACGGUCGACUGCACCCUAUACCUGGGCGCUGGAUCGGUUCAGGUGGCCAGCGGUGUCACCAGCGACGACACGGCUGCGCCUCCAACUCCUGCCCCCAUCGCCAGCGGCGGCGGCGGCGGCGGCGGCGGCAGCGGCGGCGGCGGUGGGUCCGUCGGCGACGCACCCACGCCGCCUCCCCAGGACGCCGCCGGAGAGAACCCCACCCCACCAGGCAGCGGUGGUUACGGAUCGGUGGCUGGGUCUACACCAUCUCCCGAAGCCGCUGCCAUCACCCCUUCGCCCAGCGACGACGACAAUGGGUCCGUAGACGGGGCAACAAUUACGCCAUCUCCCGAGGCCGCUGCCGUGGCCGCACCUGAGGUCACCGCCCCGCCAAGUUCACCCGAGGACGUAGACCUAGCCGACGCUGAUGCUAGCGGGGUCCACGGCGGCGUUUUCAGCCCCAACUCCGUCACCAUCGCCAUGGGCGUGCUUGUCGCCGCGGGGAUGUUCUUUGCUGCCUGAGAAUGGUGGGCUGCUGUCACCGAGAAGAGUGUGUGGUAAUUAACGAAACCAAACUUACUUUUAGUUUUUUUAGUUUUUUUUGUUGCAAUGGCCGCGACGACAAAACAGGCUUUGAGGUGGGGGCGGUUUUGGUCUGUUCGUGUGUGGUAUAAGCAGGGCAACCCGCUGCAGACGUUUGAAUAAGUAAAGUGGGGGGGCCUCAGUAGUACCGAUGAGGACCAGAUCGGUAUACUAUUCCGGCGCUAUUCAAAGUGCUGAAUGACUUGGUGAUUCAGUCUAUGCCUUUCCAAAACACCGGCACUGUACCUGCCGUCGGCAGCAUUCAACCGGCACUACUAAGGGCCCUUGUCUGUGUAGUAUAUUCUGCUAUUUGCUUGGAGAGAAGGGCGCUGACAACGAUCGUUGGUGCCAAUCGCAGUUGAUGUUGCCCUCCGCGCUCUGAAAAAUGCCUAUCGUCGGCGGAUAGGGAAAUAAAGGUCUUUGUGUUGCGGUGUCUCAGUGGCAUUUUGUGGUAUGCAUGGCAGCUCGGCGGCGGGCAGAGUCGACCUACUUAUCUUAGCUCAGCAUUGCACACGUUUCCCGCUCGUUUCCAGAUAAACACAGGUUGAGGUCUGCUUGAAUUUUUGGAAUAGGAUUGGUUUCCCACGACGCCUGCUGUCUGUCUUGUGGCGCCCAUGUCCACACCGCCUACUGUAGUGGAGCUUUGGUUCGACGUGCUGGCUAACUUGAUGGAACCCCUAGCAAUCGUGUAGCCUUGUCCGUAAUUUUUAGGGCCGCUAGCCUCCUCCUGCCUGUGUUGGUACCUACCUGAGGUUGAAGGGUGCUGCGGUCGAUUUGGUUGAAAUCUAGGAGUACCUGGGGGUGGUGUGUCUGGGAUGCAAUUUUGGCUCCGCUCAGAGUGUGUCUUAUCGGCAGAAUCGAGUUUCAGUUUAAGGCUAGAAAGAGCCAGCGUCAUCUGCUCUGAUUGUUUGGAAUGCGUUCUUUCGGGAUAAGCGAGCGGAUCUUCCUGGUCUUAAACUUGAUGUCGAAAAAAUGGCCAGAGGAUUAAUUUGGAAUCGACUUUGGCCAAACGUAACCAACUUCGGGUGGACGUUGGGCCGUUGGGAGCGUGCUGCGGCGGUUAACGUUUUUCAUCUCGCACGCUGCGCGCCCACGUGCGCGCGGAUUGCACACGCUUCACCACGCACGCCCACCAAGCAAGCAGAAAGACGAUGCCACAGAAGGCGAACGGCGAUGGCAGGUUCAAUUUGUUGCCGAUUUGCCAAGGGCGUGCGCUGAGCAAUGGAGUCGGGAUUCAUGCGCCAUCCGUGCCAUCGGUGGGUUGUGCUAUAUCACCAGCUCUCCAGGAGCUGCCUCAUACGCUUGUUCGUUUUCCCUCGCUGCCACGAGCGGCUGCCCCCACGGCGGGGUGGAGAGCGAGCUAUGGUUGUGCGAGUGCUGUGCAAAAAAUGGACAAAACGUCGCCCGCAGGUCGCCCACGCCACUUGUCGGGACUGUUGGGCUGUUCGGCGUCCGUUCGGGCGUGUUCUCGAUUUGAACCUCUUAGUUGGGCUGAAAUCUGUAAUUUUUUUCUUUGUUGUGGGUUCUGGCGAGACUGUCAGGAGCGAUCCUCAGAACGACGGGUUAACUCGAUAUUUGUUUCGUUAUUUCGGAAUUUUUUUGAGUCCGAAACUGUUAUCAGUGAACAUUUAUUUUCUUUUGGUCUACCAAAUCGGAUCACCCCUCUGGUUAGAAUUUAAAACCAAAAAUAAAAUCUGUGUGUGCUGCAUCCCAAGUGAAAACGGAGGGUGAUGUAUGGGAGAUCUGUACGCAUGGAACUCCUUGGGGGCGAAGAAGGGCUCGAGCGUUGGGCCAGCAUGAUACGAAAUAGUGCCGGAGCGAUUGCGAGGAAGAUAAUGAAGCGCGACGCUCUCGUGACUGGGGAAACACCUUAGCUCUCGGUGUUUCUGUCCUUUGUUGGGUUUUCGGAGGUCACUCGGGUGAUUCGGGAGGUGGUGCGUGAGUGCGGGUUGGCCUUUUAUAGGCGUACGGGUUGUGGGUAUAGUGGUGCGGAUUUGGACGUCUCGCACGAUCUCCCUCUGUCGGCUGCUAAAAUGUAUUUCGAGUGUUUUUGCCCUGGUGUGUAUUACGUUCGUUUGAAUGAUAUUGGGAAGCUGGUGAUGUUCUAGAUAUACAUAGACUAUUAUACCACAUCUUAACCAAAUUCAGAGAACACACGAUUUUUUUCGCGGUGGUGUGCAAAGUCGACAUGUGAGAUGAUCGUUAACUGAUGAACGUUGGUGUGAUGUUGCUGUGGGCAUGCGUGUCCAUGGAUAUCGUUGUUGUUUUUGGUGAGGUCAUGUGGAGUUCCUUGCGUGCUGUUUGUUGUCGAUGACGAUCUAUGUCUUUCAUACGGGAGAAACGGGCUUGGUAUCUUGCUCCUCGUACGGGGCAAUGGCCCUCAUAGCUCGACCAGGCGGAUUUCGGUUUAUUUCAGGAUUAGACAGUUAGGUCGGCCCGAACGUAAGGAUAGGCGUAUCAGAAAUGGACUACAAUAGCGAGAUCGAAGAGCACUUUUUUUGAUGGAAAGCGUGCUAUGAAGACCAGUCCUGUAAGAGAAUUUCGAGAUUUCCGUUUUUUUUGCGCUUGCAUGUGUGCGGAUGAAUGUUCUGCGGACGAAAAAUGAACAUGGAAUGAUUGAAAACGUAAGGUAUUCAUAGCCAUACACCAGCACUCGUUAUUGCUUCCCAAACAAGUUUCAUGUCUGCAUAUGCACGAAGAACGGAAAAAAUGCGUGGCCUACUAGUGAGUCCAGAACGUGGGGCGUCGUGGUGCACAAUGCCCGUCACCUAGGAGUGAUGGCCAUUGUAGGCAAAUACAAACAUUUUUAAUUC
This is a messenger RNA of Ectocarpus sp. CCAP 1310/34, 4651 nucleotides long. The record is from the annotation of a GenBank genome assembly. NCBI's taxonomy places the organism in Eukaryota, Phaeophyceae, Ectocarpales, Ectocarpaceae.